AUGUCUGUUCAGCAUGUUGCACCGUCGCAUGACGCCUACGGGCAAGCCAAACGGAGAAAGGUGCGCAAAGGUACCCACAGUUGCUGGGAAUGCAAGCGUCGGAAGAUGAAAUGUAGAUUCGAUCCGCGCAUUGCGAGUACCUCCUGCAAUGGCUGUCGACGACGUGGCUCUCCCUGUAUUAGCCAGGAAUUUCCCGAGGAUCUCGAAAAUGCCCUCAUGAGCAUUGGAACCACCAGUAGUGAUGGCACUUCCUUUGAUGGCAGAACUCGCCCUGCCACACCCUGUGAGAGGACAGACCGUAUUCUCACGCCCGUGUCAACGAUAAUGGAGCCUUCAAAAUAUUACAAAUCUCCUGAGCAAUAUCCCCCGACCACCAGGAAUGAUACCUCACAAUUUAAAUAUGAGAGGCUGUCUCGGUUUCUGCAUGAAUUACUCCCGUCGCGCGCAGAUACCGAAAGCAUCUGCAAAGCUAGUCGCCACUCUUCCAUCCUCUCCCACGAAUUAUUAUCGACUCCAUACACCACCCUCUAUCAGAACGGCCUCCAAACGCCCGAGAGUUUACUGAUGACCCCGCAACCAAAUAUGCAUCCUGUUUUGAUUGCAAGACACAUGCUCCAGCUCGCCCUUUUCCUACAGCAUCUUCCUCCAGAUCUUCACAAGGAGAUUGAAGGCCUGUCGGAACCACCCCGCGUCAUCAUGGAACGCUUAGCAGAUCUUGCCAUCUACCACGUCACGACAAACGAGGCAUUGAUCGGCAGCAUCGAGAGCCUCGAGUGCAUUAUGCUCGAGAGCUUAUACCAGGUGAACAUUGGGAACCUUCGACGAAGCUGGGUCGCGGGUCGCAGAGCAAUGAGUCUCGCCCAGUUGAUGGGCUUUCAUCGACCAGAUAACCAGACCCUAUACAAAGCGCUCGACCCCCAAACGAAAUACGACUCACGGAUAAUGUGGCUCCGCAUCAUAACCCUCGACCGCCAGCUUUGCCUCCUGCUCGGUCUGCCCGAAGGCUGCACCGACCAUAGUAUGGCUUCGGAGACCCACAUCGCCAACGAUUGCCCUAUGGGCCGUCUCGAGCAGCUGCACUGUGUUGCCAUGUCCCGAAUCCUCGAACGGAACGCAUCCAAGCCGAGCGGCCAAGACCUGGCCGCCACCCGCGCCAUCGACCUGGACCUACAGAAAGCCGCGAGUAGCCUCCCGAGCAAGUGGUGGCUGGCCCCCAAACUCGACAAUGCCUCCAACGACCUGCAAGCCGUGUUCUGGGAUACGCGCCGUCUCGUCCUGCAGAUCUGUCACUACAACCUUCUCAACCAGCUGCAUCUACCGUAUAUGCUGCGCCCCUCGUCCGCAGAGAACAAAUACGAGUAUUCGCGGAUCACAUGCGUCAAUGCGUCGCGGGAGGUUCUCUCGCGCUACAACUCGCUCCGCAGCUUCAAUCGCAUUGCUUACAGCUGUCGCACGGUCGACUUCCUCGCCCUCAUGGCGGCCAUGGCCCUCCUACUCGCACACAUGGAUAGCCAUAGCGACGGGGCGGAAAAUCUGCUCGCGAACCAGUAUUUAAGCGAUCGCGGGAUGAUCGAACAGGUGCAGGAACACAUGAGCGAGAUCAACCGGCUGAAUUCGGACGAACUGAGUGCACAAAGUGCAGAUUUGCUAAAGUCAUUGUUGGCGAUUGAUCUGGAGAAAGGGCAUGGGCGGGUGAGUGUGCGGGAGGCGGGCAGUGAGGGUAUGUUACCGCAUGAUGGGAUGGUCUCGGAGGAGGAGAGCGUGGUGCGGGUGCAUAUACCGUAUUUCGGAGUUAUCCGGAUUGCACGUGAGAAACAGCAAGCUGCGACGUCGGGAACAAGCAGCAGUAGCAACUCCGAAGCCCAACUCCGCCUCUCCUCCUUGACACACCCCACCGAUCCCCUCUCCAGUGGACCACUCUCCACUAGUUCUAUCUCCACUAACAACACUCCCAACCCACUCUCCUUCCGCGUCGCCGAUACAGCUGCUCCCCAUGAAUUUUCCGCCCCUUUCGCACACCAACAGCAGCAACCAUGUCAGGCCACGUUCUCAGACCCUGGUCUUUUUCUAACGCCAUCCCCGCUAAUGCAGGGCGGACAUCCUGGACUCGCCGCCGGCGGCGAGGACUGGGCGUUUCAGGGUGUCGACAUGGCGUUCUUCGAGAGUAUAAUGAGGAAUGUUGGGGGCGAUGUUUGA
Penicillium argentinense is the source of this 2196-nucleotide messenger RNA. RefSeq lists its product as uncharacterized. The transcript is spliced from 2 exons. Lineage: Eukaryota; Fungi; Ascomycota; Eurotiomycetes; Eurotiales; Aspergillaceae. Gene Ontology annotation, biological process: regulation of DNA-templated transcription. Gene Ontology annotation, molecular function: zinc ion binding; DNA-binding transcription factor activity, RNA polymerase II-specific. The record is from RefSeq and is a predicted model, not a curated record. Bases 1 to 2196 code for a protein of 731 amino acids.